Klebsormidium nitens is the source of this 2251-nucleotide messenger RNA. The record is from the annotation of a GenBank genome assembly. NCBI's taxonomy places the organism in Eukaryota, Viridiplantae, Streptophyta, Klebsormidiophyceae, Klebsormidiales, Klebsormidiaceae.
GGCUACCUUGCUUCACCGUCACGGUCACCUUCCUGAGUUCCUCUUCCAACUACCUACACCGGUGGCUUGUCUUCGCCCAUUCCACAUGGGCCACAGGGUGUCAGGUGACAUGGAGACCCCGAUUACCGUGACAGUUCUACAUUCUCUUUGAACUUUGAAUGCCGUGAUGGCAUUGACCGUUGAUUGGGCAGGAGCAAGCAGGACAGAGACUCUCUCUUAACUGAGAACAACGAUGCAAUGGAGGGCUUAGCUGCAACCACGUCAUUGACACAAGAACAGAUUGACCGUAUAGCUCGCAACAAAGCGGCUGCUCUUGCCCGGCUUGCGAAGGCCCGGGGGCUCGUUGCGUGGGCGGCACAAGCCUCCCUCCCACAAACCGCGACCGCAGCAACCACACACUUGCCUGAUCAGAGGGCCCAUGUUCUCCCCACUGCUCAACUGCAAGUUAGCCCGCAAGGAGAAGACCGCACCCAGGUCUUAGCAACGAAGAGGGGCCAGUACCUGAGUUUUGGACUGGGAAACACAGCCAAAAAUGUCAAUGGACUUGAUUGCGGGGACAAUUACACGGCUUUCCCCCCAGGACAUGGUGCCCAAACAGCUGACGGCUUGCGGCUCUGCGAAACUUUGACCCCCUGCGCUUUUAGAAAGUCUUUGGCAGAGCCCCCUCACAUGACCCUGAACAGCCUGGCGGCGCAGGCAGCGUCAUUAGAGGUUAGAAAUGAUGGCCCGCCUCUCACAGGGGUCUCGGGAGGUGACGCAUUGUUGGGCCCUGAACGGCCCAUCCCUGUUGGGGCAGCAAACAGUGCUCUAGAGGCUUUUGCAACUGCGGGGCUUGCGGCGAGGGGCGUCAGCGAGGGAGCCGCUUCUUUAGGUGUGGAUGGGGCCCCUGCCAAUGGCAGCAGAACAGACGGUAGGAGUAUCUUUGAUGUCGUCGAAAACAGGGAGGCUGAGAAGACAGGGAGCAUAAAAGUGGGGGAAGGAGGGGGCCAAGCGAGCCCAGAGGCUGCAAAACGAGCCAGCAGGAAGGGGCCGUUCUUGCGAUGGCCUCGGCAGGUCUUUGACUACUUUCUGGUGAUCGACUUCGAGUGCACCUGCGACAAUGUAACAACGAUAGAAUCGCAGGAGAUCAUCGAGUUCCCGUCCGUGCUCCUGAACGCGCGCACGCUCCGCAUCGAGGACUCCUUUCGCGUGUUCUGCCGUCCGGAGGUCCACUCUACGCUGACGCCCUUUUGCACUCGCUUCACGGGCAUCCGGCAAGAGCAGGUUGAUUCGGGGCUGAGUCUGCGGGAGGCCCUUCAGGAGCACGACACGUGGCUCAGAAGCAAGAACCUCCUGGAUAAGCCCAACCGCUUCGCUGUCGUCACGUGGACUGACUGGGACUGCAAGGUGAUGUUGGAAAUGGAAUGCAAAUGGAAGCGGAUACAGAAGCCGGCGUACUUCAACCAAUGGGUCAAUCUGAAGCACCCGUUCGCAAAGGUCUUCCCCAAAGCGAAGGGCACGUGUCACGGCCUGAGGGGCCACGUGACAUAUGCCGGCGUCACGUGGGAGGGCCGCGAGCACUCGGGACUGGAUGACGCCACCAACACCGCGCGACUAGCCGCGGCGCUGAUCCGGCAAGGGGGCCUGCUAAGCAUCACCGAUUCUUUCAAGAUAUACGCUGCUGACGGGAGCAAGAUUGAACGGGUCUUGAAGAAGCGGCCGUUGGUUCAGGCGGACAGUAACGCUCGGGGGAAAGAACCGGGGAAGGGGUCGGGGGAGAGGUGCCACUGCGGGGUGAAGAGGAAAAAGCGGACGGUGAAGAAGCCCGGCCCGACGCACGGGCAGGCGUUCUACUCUUGCGGGAAGUGGACAAUCACGGGAGGGGGUUGCUGUGAUUAUUUUGAGUGGAUGCACGAUGAAAAAGUUGGGGGACGAGGGAAGGAUUAGUGAAUCGCAGAUUCAGGUGCGGCUCGUUGAGAUCACCACGUUCAAUGUCAUAUUGAAUGCCGAUCCCGGUCUUCGAGCUUAGAGAUCGAGAUUUUAUCAAAUUGGAUCCCGUUGUGGGGCGAGGAAAAAUGAAAGUUUCUCCCUUCAGAACAGUUGCAAGCGUGAAUUAUGUCUACAGCUAGACUAAGAUGAUGAUCCGGAGGCGAGAUUGGGCCGCAUAUCUAGGAUUUUAAGGUUGAAGUCGGACUUUUGUUUCGAAUUUCUAGUGAAUGUUCGUUUACUGGCCCAGUCAUGGCUUUGCAAUGAUGUGCAUGCGUGUGCGGCU